GUAGAUUCCAUCCAGUGCUUUCAUUGAUUCAACAUGGACUUGAACUCCUGGAAUGCUUUGUCUUCUGACAGGUUCUUGACUUCUGCAACUACCUCCAUCAGCAGUUUAUCGGGCUCGCUAUCAAAGUCCAUCUCAAAUACGCUCAUCAACCAGUUGCUCAACCAAUUUCCAAUAGCCUCUCUUUUGCCUAAUAAUCUCAGCUUCAAUCAAAUAUUGUCUGCAAAGUCGUCUGUUGAAUCGUUAUACCACAGUCUAAAUCUUAGCGAUGAUACAAAUAUCUCAAAUCUAGCCAGUCUAUCUAACGAUAAAAUCUUGAUAAUCCUAAUUUACUCCAUUUUGAAUCAGGAUUUGAAUAAAUUGAACUCAAUUAUCAAUGAUAGCGUUUUGAAACAAAAGUUGUUUUCUUUAGUCAAUGACUACGAUCGUAAUGGUUUGACAUUAUCAAUUUAUUCUAUUUUCAUAAAUUCUUUAUUAGAAUUAUACUCCUAUUUUGCAAAUUCAAAUACAAAUCCAGGUUUUAAUCUCAAUUUUAAUUUUAUAAAUAUCGAUGAUCAAUUAUAUAUUUCUCGAAAGAUUUUCAAGAUAAUCCUAAACUUGAAAAACUACUUGGAUUUGGAUAUCAACAAACCCGAUAAUUUAAAUAAUAUAAACUAUACUCCAAUGAUGUGGUCAAUUUAUUUUAAAAACUUAUUUAUCAUCAAUGAAUUAAUCUCCCUACAGGAUGAUUUGGACUUAAAUUUAGACGCAAAUUUCAAAAACAAAAACAACAUAUCCUACAUAGAUUUAAUUAAUACAACUAUUAUUAACAAUAAUGACAAUUCAUUGAUCAGUCAAUUAGAUUUAAAAAUUUAUAAUUAUUUUAAUAAUCAUAAUUUGAUUUCAAACACAAUUUUAUUAAGCAGCAGUAAAAAUACCAGUAACACUAAUAAUAAUAAUAAUAAUAAUAAUAAUAAUAAUAAUAAUAAUAAUAAUAAUAAUAAUACCAAUAAAAUAAAUUUCCAAAGCAUAGGCCCAACAAAUGGUAUGACUGAAAUAAAAGUGUCUCAUAAUAGAUCAAUCUCUGAAUCCUCGUUUUUAAAUGAUAUAGAUUUUUAUCAAAAAAAUGACUCUCAUUUAAUUCAAUCCUUGAAUUUAUCUGAUGAAAAACAAUUAUCAAAUAAAAUCAAAUUACAAAUAAUCGAUAUUAAAGCCAUUAAUUCAAAUUCAAUAAAUACAGCUGUUGAUGAUGAUUUAUAUAAAUCAUCAUCAAUUGCACCCAAUUUGAAUAGUGAUUUAGGAAGUAUUAAUACUGGAACCAGUAUUAUCGAUAAGAUUAAUAGUAACGAUUCUGGGAUAUUUGAUUUCAUAAAUACAAAUAAAUUUAUUAAAUUUAGUGAUUAUAAUAUCCCUGAUUUUUUGAAUCUUAUUUUCAAGAUAAGAUUUUUAAGUUCUAAAUAUUCAAACAACUCAAUAAUACCUGCAUCGAUAUUGUAUCAAUUAAUCAGAUACAGUUGGAAUAUUAAAAAAAAUUUUGAUUCAACACAAAAUAUUAUUGAUUUAUUCACUAACAGAUUAUAUUUAAUUUUAAAUCCGCGAUCAUGCUUAAAUGAAAAUGUUAAUAAUAAUAACCCAAGUAGCUCAAAUAGUUCAAAUAGUUCAGGUAAUCCAAAUAACCCAAAUAGUUUAAAUAAUCUAAAUAAAAAGGGUGAUAUUGUGCUAAUAAGUUAUUGGUUAUCUGUUAUAGUUUUCACAUACUAUUACUUAUUACGAGAUGGAUCUAAUUUUUUUCAAGAAAAUCCAAUUUUUUUACAAAAUUUUAUUAAUUUAAUUCAGCAAUUAAUCUCUCAGUUAUCUAAUUCAAUUAACAAUAGAUUAUUAGAUAUAAUCGAUGAUUGUUUAUUGAAUUAUAAAUCGUUACCGAAUUUUAAUAAAAAAAUAGUCUAUAAAAAUGAAUGGAAUUUUUUCGGUUCAAGUUCAUCUAAACACAAAAAGAGAUCGUCGGUCAAUUCAAUUAAUUCUACAGAUAAUUUUGGAGAUGAGGUUAAUAAUUCCGAGAUAAAUAAUGAAAUCAAUAAAGAGAAAAUUAAAGAAAAAAACGAGAAAUUCCAAGAAAUUUUAGAAAUGUUGUAUCCACCAAGUAUUGAAGAACAAAUGAAGCCAUCGCCAGAUAAGAUUAUUCAAAUUUUGGAGGCAUUAAUUUAUGUUUUCAAAUUACACAAUCUAAGUAAUUUAUUAUUAAAACAAUGCUUAGAACAAGUAUUUAACUGGUUGAACUGUAUACUAGUUAAUAAGAUUUUGUUGAAUAAUAAGAAAAAAUACUUAACAAGGUCAGCUGCGAUUGAGAUGCGAUUAAAUUUCAGUCAUAUUGAAGAUUGGAUUAACAAGUUGAGUUUAAAGUUGGAUAAAGAAGAUUCUGAAGAGAUGAACAGUAAUUAUCAAUUCAUUAAAUUUGAAGAAUAUCAGGAGGAUGUGUUAAAGGAUAAUCCUGAUGAUAUUGUGAGAGAUAAGGAUGUUGAAUUGAAAAACGUUACAAGGUUUUCCAAUUCUGCAUAUUUUAAGGAUAAAUUUCCCGAUAAAAAAGAUUUGAAAGGAGAAAUUGCGAAAAUUGCGAAAAUUGAAUUAUCUGAUUUUUAUUAUUCAAGUUUGAAUGAAAUUUCGAAAUAUAAUUUCCGGGUAUUGCAUAAUCUAUUGGAGAUAUUACAAAUAUUAACGAUUAAUUUUUCAGUUGAAAAUGAUUUGAAAGAUGAAGAAUUUUUGAAUAUGAUUAAAGAGAUCAAGAAUUUAAGCUAUCGACAAAUAACGAGAAUCAUUCGAAAUUAUCGAUAUGAGAUUGUUGAAGAUAAAGUACCCAAGAGACUAGUUAAUAAGGUGAUUGAGCUAGAUCUUAAUUAUAGGAAUAAGUCUAUUAAAGAUAAGGUAGAUGAAGACAGGUGCAAAGAUAUUCAUUAUAAUGUUGAUAAUAAUAAUGAAGAAAUAUAUUUAAACCCGUUUCAAAUUUACAAAGUUUGUUUACCAAGUAAGAGUGAAUUGAUCAAUAAAUAUGGAGCCGGAUUGGGAGGAUUGAACAAAGAAAAAAUGAAGAAGUUUCAGCCAUUUAUUUCAAUAGAGAUUCGAGAUUUAAUUGAUGAUAUAUAUGAACAAGAGGAAAAAGAAAAGGAAAAGCAAAGAAAAAUAGAAAUAGGAAAUGAGGACGAAGAUGAAGAAGAUAAUGAAAAUGAAGAGGUAAAUAAAAAUAGUCACAAAAAAAAUAGUUUGGAUGGAAACUAUGAUUAUGAUUAUAAUUAUGGUAGGAAUAAGUAUGAUGGAAAUAAUGAUUUAUUUGGAGAAGUGAAGUUGCCAGAUACGGCUGUUCAUAAAGGCUGGAAUGACAAAGCUGGACGUGACGAGGGAAGCGAAGGGCUUAUCGAUAGUGUUGAGUUCAACCCAUGGUAAUUUAGGAGAGAAGCAUGAGAAACACGAGAAGCACAAGAAGCACGAGACGAAAAGAAGCCGUAAUUCCUAAAACCGAAAUACCAGAACCAUAGAGACGCGCUUCCCUGCAGAACAUGCAAAUUUAAGUUUAGCUGUCACGCAACACUUUCUCCACUUGUCCGAAUUAUUUCUGGCGUGUGCAUGUCAAUGUAUUCCGAGGCCAGCUCUGUGGCAUUUCGACCUGGAGUUGAAAAGCCGAAAAGGGUAAACCAAAGCAUUGUCUCGAUGUCCACACGUGAGCAGGUGACCAACAGCACAUGAUGGGCAGCGCAUUUUGAAUAUCUGUG
This is a messenger RNA of Ascoidea rubescens DSM 1968, 3737 nucleotides long. RefSeq lists its product as uncharacterized. Lineage: Eukaryota; Fungi; Ascomycota; Saccharomycetes; Ascoideales; Ascoideaceae. The record is from RefSeq and is a predicted model, not a curated record. The coding region runs from base 34 to 3411 and encodes 1125 amino acids. Gene Ontology annotation, molecular function: GTPase binding. The transcript has a single exon.